GGUUCGGUGAAUAAGUUUGUUGGAAAACAUCCGCUCGGCGACCGAGCUCGCAAAAUAGAUCAGGGAAUCCUCAUUGUCAGGUUUGCUUCACGAUUUCCGAUAAGGAGGAUCUAUCUUACAUUUGAACUGCCUUUCAAUAUUUGGUGUGAAGGUUGCGGGAAUCAUGUUGGCAAAGGUGUUCGCUACAAUGCUGAAAAGAAAAAGAUAGGGAAUUAUUACAGUACACCGAUAUUUAGUUUUCGGAUGAAAUGUCAUCUGUGUGAUAAUUGGAUUGAAAUACACACGGAUCCAAAGAAUGCGGAAUACUUGGUGGUUGCCGGCGCUCGCAGGAAGGUCGAGACAUGGGAGCCCGAGGACAACGAGACUAUUGAGCUUAAAGAUGAAGAAGAGGCAAAGAAAUUGGCUGAUAAUGCCUUCUACAAGCUUGAACAGUCUGUUAAAGAUGAACAGAAGGCAAAAGAAUCUCUUCCCAUUCUAACACAACUUCAGAGACUAAAUGAUAGGCAAUGGGCAGACCCAUAUACGCACUCCCAGAGAAUGCGAAAGAAAUUUAGAGAAGAGAAAAAGAUAUUGGAAGCUAAGAGACGUGCGGAUGAAGAAAUCCGAAAUCGAAACGCGUUGUCAAUUACAUUAUUACCCGAAUCGCAAGAGGACGAGGUUGAAGCCAAAGCCACAGAAUUUGCGGAUCAUCUCAUACGAGCUCAGAAACGAAAGCUUGAGGUCAACACCUCGUCGAUAUUUAACAAAUCAUCAAGAUCCAAAAGAUCAAUUUUUAACUCCAACGAUCCUAAAAACAAGAUCGCCCAAUUAUCCACGAUGAUCUCGGUGAACACAAAACUUAAAACAGACCCUUUUCUUAAAGACAAUGAUUGGAAUGGUGAUAAUGCCGGAAAAGGUGGUGGUGAAGUUAACAAAGAAUUGGUUCUCAUCAAGAAGAAAGAUGAUGCAAAGAAAGUUGAAAAUAACAAAACUAACAAAUCAAAAGCGCAAGAAGCGUCAAACGUAAAUCCCAAUGAAAAUACCAAUUCAAGUGAAGUCACUAUUUCUUUGGUCAGCGCAGAUUAUGAUGAGGAUGAUUAA
This is a messenger RNA of Acaulospora morrowiae, 1080 nucleotides long. NCBI's taxonomy places the organism in Eukaryota, Fungi, Glomeromycota, Glomeromycetes, Diversisporales, Acaulosporaceae. The record is from the annotation of a GenBank genome assembly.